UCCACCUUAAGGCAUACUGUAAUGCCGGCUAAACUUCGUGGUUUCUUUACCCAUGGGUUUCAAACGUCUACGUCAGGCUGCGAUUGUGUAUGAGAGUAACAAGCUGGUCAACAACUCUACGAGGCACACGCUCACUGACAUCGAUUCAUUCUUGACAAAAUAGCGAACUUUCGGUCAAGCCAACAACCCACAGCACAACAAACCUCGAUGCUACCAUGGCAGAAGAGUUCAAGAACCCAUUGAUAUCGUCAAAGCCCUCCGACUCGGGACUCAGCGUGUCUCUUCAUCCCCUGGCCCUCCUCACAAUCUCAGAUCAUGUCACUCGACAUUCAGUGCGGAAUCAGAAAGGCCCGAUUGUGGGCGCCCUUCUCGGACAACAGACAGGUCGAGAGGUCACCGCGGAACAUGCGUACCCGACCGAUCUAGUCAAAACCCAAGAGGGAGGGUGGGAGUUCAAUAUAUCAUGGAUGGAGGCAAGAACUCAACAAUACAAGGAUGUCCACAAAGCCCCUGCGUUGGAUUUUGUUGGAUGGUACACACUGGCUCCCGAGUCUGGUCCCUUGCCUGACUUUACCCGUCUUCAACAGCAAGCCAUGACCUUCUCCGGUGACACCACCAUUCUCCUCGUAUUGCACCCUGAAGCCAUAGCGGCGGGCGGCGCAACAGGCGGCAAACUCCCAAUCACAAUCUACGAGAGUGCCUCUGAGACCGAGCCAAGAGACGAUGAUGGGUCGAUGCAGGUCGACGGCCAGGAACACACGUCCCUCCGGUUCAAAUCAUUACCUUACAGCAUCGAGACAGAUGAGACAGAAAUGAUUGCAAUUGACUACGUCGCCAAAGGCGCAGGCAGUGCCGCCGCGGUGACCGACUCCAAAGCCACAGGUUCUCCGGCUGGGGCCUCGGAGUCGAAAUCGAGCGACAAAAAGGGCAAGAAACGAGCAGACGCAGCAGUCGAGGUGACCAACGGGAGUGAAAGUGCAAAUGACAAACUUGACUCUCUCACGCCUGAAGAACAGGACCAGAUGGCCAACAUGACCACCCGGCUGAACAGCGUCAAGAUGCUACAAUCCCGCAUCGCCCUGAUGCGCACUUUCAUCCAAUCCCUUCCCCCCUCGUACCUCACCGACCAGGAAUCGGCCGCCAUCACGCCCGACUCGCCCGACCCUGCCCACAUCCCACACCUCCGCAACAUCCAAGCGCUAAUCACGCGCCUCUCACUUAUCACCCCCAUGGACAGCGCGGCUUCGUCCCAGCCCCUGGCGGAAGCGACACACUCGCAGGCCAACGACGUGGCAAUGGCGAAACUGCUCGCGCUACUGGGCCAGGACAUCCAGGCUCUCAGCGAAUUUGGCCGCAAGUACUCGGCCAUCGAAACCGCAAGGAACGCGUUAAGAGCCAAGCAUGCCAGCGGCGGAUCCAAGACCUACGAUGCGCUAGCAGAGGGAGACGGGCAUUUCGGUAGAAUGGUGAUGUGAGGCAAGCGGGCGGGGGCGUGGUGAUCAAUGAUCUCUCUCCCUCUCUCUCUUAUGAAGCUUCCACGACUGCUGGUUGUAUCUCUUGAUGGAUUAAGAGAUGGUGUUUCUACUGUUGUUGUGGACACGGACGGACGCGGUGCCUGGAUCCAAGCGCUUUUUUACAGCAACAUGACGUAACUUACGAUGACGCAGACCCAGUCGAAAGCAAAGAAACAAAAGGAAUAACGAGUGACUUGACGAAAGAUGAAAUGCGGCAUAGCGACGGCGUUCCAGGUUCAAAAGCCACUGAAAAGUGCCUACAAGAAGAGUGUAGAAGUGGUCAUACGGGCAGGUUGGUAUGACUAGAUAGAGCGGCCGCAGGGAGAAAUGAAUCCACAAAAACUGAACCAAAGCUCAAGCAGUUGAUUUGUCAUGAUGAUGAUGGUUUAUAUAUUUAAUUGAUAGGAGUGUAGGCAUGGGGAGCAACAUUGGCCAGGGAUGGAAAUGCAUUCGUUGACGGCCUCAGCAGGAUCUUGGAUCCUUGCUGGCCCAAUGCCGCGAAGUACAUGACUCCAUAGACUCUCAUCAACAUGAACCUCGGAUGGAUUUCUUGGCAAUAGUGAGAUGCCAACGUACUGUAUCACUCAACAACCUCGACCGUUCAACGAUUGAAGGGGGCUAGAGUUUGGCCCG
This is a messenger RNA of Exophiala oligosperma, 2147 nucleotides long. RefSeq lists its product as uncharacterized. The transcript is spliced from 2 exons. The record is from RefSeq and is a predicted model, not a curated record. Gene Ontology annotation, biological process: protein deneddylation. Gene Ontology annotation, molecular function: protein binding; metallopeptidase activity. Bases 216 to 1475 code for a protein of 419 amino acids. Gene Ontology annotation, cellular component: COP9 signalosome. Lineage: Eukaryota; Fungi; Ascomycota; Eurotiomycetes; Chaetothyriales; Herpotrichiellaceae.